This is a messenger RNA of Conger conger (European conger), 1252 nucleotides long. RefSeq names its product protein Wnt-4-like. The transcript is spliced from 5 exons. Gene Ontology annotation, molecular function: cytokine activity; frizzled binding. Gene Ontology annotation, cellular component: extracellular region. The coding region runs from base 197 to 1252 and encodes 351 amino acids. Gene Ontology annotation, biological process: cell fate commitment; neuron differentiation; multicellular organism development. NCBI's taxonomy places the organism in Eukaryota, Metazoa, Chordata, Actinopteri, Anguilliformes, Congridae. The record is from RefSeq and is a predicted model, not a curated record.
GGUGGGUCAUCUUGUGGAUUGCGUAAAGUUGGCUUCUUUUUGACUGGGAGAGCGAAGGACCACUCCGGUUGCAGGACUUAUGCAUCUUUGAUUGGGGAUGGAUUAAUUGGGUUUUUUAAGAGGAUGAACUGAUCUUCGCCGUGAGAAAACGACCUCAGUUGCGGAUCGCACGCGCUUUGGGAGUCUGCUGCUCAAGAUGACACCGGACUGCGUGUUAAAGUCUCUGCUGAUGAUCAUUUUAGCGCUCUUCUCCGCGAAUGCGAGCAACUGGCUGUACCUGGCGAAGCUCUCCUCCCUGGGCAGUAUCACAGAGGAGGAGGGCUGUGAGCGUCUGAAGGGCCUGAUCCAGAGGCAGGUGCAGGUGUGCAGGGCCAGUGUGGAGGUGAUGGACUCCGUGCGCCGCGGUGCCCAGCUCGCCAUCCAGGAGUGCCAGCACCAGUUCCGACACCGCCGCUGGAACUGCUCCACCCUGGACACCCCGCCCCUGUUCGGCCGCGUGGCCUCUCAGGGCACGCGGGAGGCGGCCUUCGUGUACGCGGUGUCGGCGGCGAGCCUGGCGUACUCCGUGACGCGGGCCUGCAGCAGCGGGGAGCUGGAGAGGUGUGGCUGUGACCGGAGCGUGCAGGGCGUUUCCCCGGCAGGGUUCCAGUGGGCGGGCUGCUCAGACAACGUGGCGUACGGCGUGGCGUUCUCCGCCUCCUUCGCGGACGUGCGGGAGAGGAGCCGGCGUUCGGCCGCCGGCCGCGCGCUGAUGAACCUGCACAACAACGAGGCGGGGCGGAACGCCGUCCUGAGCCUGAUGCGUGUGGAGUGUAAGUGUCACGGCGUGUCGGGGUCCUGUGAGGUGCGGACGUGCUGGAGGGCGAUGCCGCCCUUCCGCGCGGUGGGGGUGCUGCUGAAGGAGAAGUUCGACGGGGCGACGGAGGUGGAGCCCCGCCGGAUCGGGUCGGCGCGGGCCCUGGUGCCGAGGAACCCGCAGUUCAAGCCGCACACGCCGGAGGACCUGGUGUACCUGGAGCCCAGUCUGGACUUCUGCGAGCGGGACGCGGGCAGCGGGGUGCUGGGCACGGAGGGGCGCGCCUGCAACCUCACCUCCAAGGCCGUGGACGGCUGCCAGCUCCUGUGCUGCGGCCGGGGCUUCCACAGCCGGCAGGCCCAGCUCCUGGAGCGCUGCGGCUGCAAGUUCCACUGGUGCUGCUACGUCAGGUGCAGGCAGUGCCUCAGGAGGGUGGAGGUGCACACCUGCCGGUGA